CUUCGUUGCCUUUAACAUACAUGCAUAUAUAUAUAGCUAUAUGGAAUGACUAUUAGCUAAAAGCCCAUUUGCGUUAUGUUCGCGUAAAGUGUAUAAAUAAAUAUUAAAUACAUGAUAUUAUAACAGAUUGUAUAUUUGCAAUAAGUGUGUACACUGCCAAACAUGAGUAUCCCUGCAAAUUUUAAGAAACACAGUACUCACUGUCAACCAGAUGUUCACGUAAUGAAUUGCGUUGAACGAACGCAGGGAGAUGGCAUGGAAAAUGUGAUAGCGGACAAGGUUGAGAGUAAGCAAAGCCGAAGUCGUUUAGGGGAUACUCUCAUUUAUCAUCCUACAAAUCUGAAACAAUUAAGAUCGACCCCUCCAGUCACUCCCACUGGUACAAUAGUAAAUCUAGUGCCAAAGAAUAUUGAUAAUAUAAAACAAGAGAGACGUAUCUUGCAUUCCUUAAAGUCGAAAGAACCAAAGUUUGUACCAUAUGAGCCUUACAAGGCAGCUGUUAAUCCUAUAGUACCAUUUGAAAAAAAGAACAAGAAAUUGUUUAGGAAUGAGUCGCGAAUGAAUGUUACCAUUGCACAGGUUGCUGCAAUGAAAAUCCAAGAUAACGAUAUGAGAUUAAAAGAUUGUGUGAAGGAAAAUAUGGAAAAAGUACUGGAAAAUGAAUGGGACAGUGAGAAACGAGUGUAUGAGGCUGAAAUCCGCAAGCUAAAGGAAGAAAACAGUCAACUUGAAACUCAGUUGAAAUUUCAAGCACAGGUCAAUGGUGAAUUGAAGAACUUGUUAGUUGCCGCAGUAGGAGAGGAUUUGGAAACAAGAGUUCAUCUGUUAACUGAGGAUAAAUUGCAACUUGCCAGAGCUCUGUUGAAUUCGGCACAACAUUUAUCUACGCAUCAAGAACAAACAGAAUGGUUGGCAGGCCAGUGUGAAGUUUGGAGAAGUAAAUUUCUAGCUAGUAGCUUAAUGGUGGAAGAUUUGGCAAGAUGGAAGGCUGCACUUUGUCAGAGAACAACAGAACUGCAGGAAACUAUAAAACGAUUAUUAGAAGAACAUAAUGGUAUUCGUGAUACAUCCCUUAAAACAUAUAGAAUGCUCACGAUUCUACGAGAGAAAUUCGAUCCUAUAGGAAUAUCUGGCAAAAAACAUGAAUUAGUGAGCACUAAUAUCAUAGAUUUGGCACAAGGAUGUUGUCAACUGACAGAAAUCCUGAAAGGCAGUCUUCUCAGUGGUAUCCCAGAUUCAGAAUUACGGAAGGAAAUUAAUAUAAUUGGUUUAGAUAUGAAAACACUCGCUGAAAACAACGCGGAGAAGUUGCUAAUGAAUCAAAAAUUACCCAUGACUGGGAGAGAAGAUAUUGCCUGUUCUGCGGUGAUGGGGGCGGCGGUCGCAGUUGGCGGGCAAAUGUUUCUUCCACGAUCUGAUACUAAUAAUAUGACAUGUUGUCCGCAUUGCAGUGGCGAAAUUAAACAGAUUUAAAAACAACUCCACUUUUAUGUCUUCCAUCUGACAUUUUUUACAUUAAAUAUGUUGAAUAUUUUUUCAUAUUUGAUUGCCGAUGUAGUUGUGAUUCUUUUAUUUGUAAUUAAGAAUUACUUUUUUGAUAAAAUAUAUAUGCACAAAA
Molecule: messenger RNA, 1618 nt
Organism: Formica exsecta
Lineage: Eukaryota; Metazoa; Arthropoda; Insecta; Hymenoptera; Formicidae
Product: golgin-45-like
Exons: 6
Coding region: 163-1473 (436 amino acids)
Biological process (GO): Golgi organization; Golgi to plasma membrane protein transport
Cellular component (GO): Golgi membrane
Source: RefSeq, a predicted model, not a curated record